AUGUCCGCAACAAGUUCAACAAUAUCAGAUACAGAUGCUGCUCUUUUAGAGCGUAUCCGCCAGCAUCUUCUCAACGACGAUGACUUUGAAACCUUGGCAAAAACCGCCCAAAAUGUUCGAUUCCAUUGUCCAAAUUCAAGCUUCGACACAUUUUCGUCGGCAGAGACAACAAUGUGGUUCGACGCAACUGAUUACGACGACAUGGGCAUUUAUCAUGAGCACCCGAAAGACGCUGUCGGGUCCAAAUCACCCAGCUCGUCAAAUGAGCAACCUGUCAUGGAUUAUGGAGACGUCCAAACGAAUGAGGCACUGCCUGAAGGGUCCCGCUACCGGGGAGUGAGGAAACGGCCAUGGGGGAAGUAUGCGGCGGAGAUUCGAGACCCGAAGAAGAACAGCGCAAGGAGGUGGCUGGGGACCUUUGAGACGCCGCGAGAGGCCGCACUGGCUUACGACCAGGCCGCAUUCGCAAUGCGUGGGGCCAAGGCCCGGCUGAAUUUCCCUCACUUGAUCGGUUGCGACGAGGUGGAGCCGGUGAGGGUGACUCGGAAGCAGCACCGGUCAACUAAGGCCGAGAGCAGCUCGCUGGAUCCGAAGUGGAGAAAGGAGGAUUUGAUUGGCCUGGCCAGCGACCCCCACGAGCUUAAUAGUUUCAUCCUAUCGUUUCGAUAG
Molecule: messenger RNA, 669 nt
Organism: Eucalyptus grandis
Lineage: Eukaryota; Viridiplantae; Streptophyta; Magnoliopsida; Myrtales; Myrtaceae
Product: ethylene-responsive transcription factor 1-like
Exons: 1
Coding region: 1-669 (222 amino acids)
Biological process (GO): ethylene-activated signaling pathway; regulation of DNA-templated transcription
Molecular function (GO): DNA binding; DNA-binding transcription factor activity
Source: RefSeq, a predicted model, not a curated record